Molecule: messenger RNA, 7790 nt
Organism: Camelina sativa (false flax)
Lineage: Eukaryota; Viridiplantae; Streptophyta; Magnoliopsida; Brassicales; Brassicaceae
Source: RefSeq, a predicted model, not a curated record
GGCAAAAAAAAAAAGCUUUGACGAUUACGAUCAAUCAAAUCUCUCUCUCUCUCUCUCUCUCAGCGGACGGAUCUCCGAGAGCGUUCUCGUUAAUCCCUAGCAGCUACUCUUUGGAUCCCCCCACCCUCUUGAAACCCUAGAAGAGCCCUCUCCCCCUCCCCACCCGCUUGUUCCUGGCAAUAAAUUACCCUAUCAUUUCGGAUCUCAGAUUUUACCAUGCUGAUGAUUCCUUCCAAGGUCGCCGGUCAUACCCGGUUCUUGCUCCAGAGCCUUCAUGAUUCCGAUGCCGACUCCAUCGCCAAAGAGCUUUCUCAGUUGUUUGAUUUUGGAGUGGAGACUAGUAUUCCAGUUCUCAAGACCUGCUUAGAUUGCUUCACCGUCCGGAAAAGCCAGCCAGAUACGCUGUUACAGCUUGAGAAAGUAGUAUCCUUAGUGUUUAAACGUGUGAUGAAAUUGCCGAAUCUUGGAACCCUGCUCUCUCACGCCCUGAAAGAUGUUGAGCUUACUCAGUCAUUUCUGGAUGAUUUGACUGAUACUUUGGAAUUUUCAGUCUCUGACAAAAUUGCCUUUGCUCUGGCCCUCACCGUUUUUGAUAGAUUGGAUGCAAAGACAACUGGACGCAACUUUUUAUUGGCCGAGAUUGAGCAACUCUGUGCCAAUACCGGCCAGAUUGAUUCAUCUGAGCAAAUUCAGAAUGUUCUCUUGUUUCUCCAGAGUUCUGAGGAUCUUUCCAGGCAUUUGGAUUCCUUCUUACAGAUUUUGUCUUAUGCUCAACCUAGUGAUGAUUUCUCUUUUGCUCUCACACCUAUCCUCUCCGACGUUCAUGAAGCUGAUGUUUUCAGGAGCAUGGGUUUUCACUGUGAUUCUGCUGAAAACGAGUUUGAUGCUAUCUUAGCUGAAAUCGAUAAGGAAACAGGUGUUGGAGAUCUCAUGGGAGAAUUAGGUUGUGGAUUCACUGCUGAUGCCCAACAAUGCAAAGAGAUCUUGUCUAGUUUUGCACCGUUAAGAGAGGCUACUAUCUCAAGAAUUCUUGUCAAUGUUGCUCGGACAUGUGCUGAUCUUGAAGAUAAUCACACCACCUUCUCAACAUUCAGUUUAGCCCUUGGUUCCUGCAUUCCAUCUGAACUUCCCACGCCAAAGUCGUGGAAUGUUGAUAUUCUAGUUGAUACAAUCAAUCUGCUUGCUCCUGGCACAAGCUGGAGGAAAGUAAUCGAGAAUCUUGAUCAUGAUGGAUUUGACAUCCCUAAUAUGGAGUCUUUCGCGUUUUUCAUGCGGCUCUAUAAAACCGCUUGCAAGGAGCCAUUUCCUCUUGAUGCUGUAUGUGCGUCUGUCUGGAAGAAUAUGGAAGGUCAAUUAUCCUUUCUUAAGCAUGCAAUAUCUGCCCCACCAGAAGUUUUCACCUUUAUGCAUUCUCCAAGGAAGCUGGUAUAUAAUGAUAACAUGCACAGCCAUGAGCAACAGUUAGGACUAUCCAAUCAUGCAUGGCUGUCGCUGGAUCUCUUGGAUGUUCUAUGCCAAUUGGCCGAGAGAGGUCAUGCUGUUUUGGUUAGUUCGUUGCUCCAGUAUCCACUCACACAUUGUCCUAGAACCUUGCUUCUUGGAAUGACACACAUCAAAACUGCUUAUAAUCUCAUCCAGCGAGAAGUGGUUUCUGCUAUUUUUCCAGUCAUAAUAACGAAUUCCCAGGAGAGUGGUUUUAUCCUUAAUAUCUGGCAUCAGAAUGCAGAACUCUUUCUGUGGGGGAUUUUAGGUGCCCAAAAUCUUAAAGCAGACAGCAUGCUCCGAAUAAUUGAAAUCUGCCAUGAGCUAAAGAUUCUCCCUGUUGUCUUAGAAUCAGUUCCAGUCUCGUUCAGUAUCAGAUUGGCAGUCCUUGCGUCAUUGAGAGGUCUUUUGGACAUUGAGAGCUGGUUGCCAAACUGCCUACAUGUGUAUAAGGACCUCUUUGCUGAGGAGUGUCUCAAAUUUGUCAAGAAUGUGCAUUUCAGCGACUCAGAGGAUUUUACCGCCAAACAUUUUCACCCUUCUGAUCCGUUAUCAGAUCUUCAUCUGGAUGCAACAACUUCUCUUUUGAAAGUUUUGAAAGCUCAUGAUAAUGUGAUUACUUCAUCUCAACUGGUCGAGGAGAUAGAAAAGGUCAAUGCCGCAAUUUUGGAUUGUAAUUCGAAACUGCAGAAUGGCGAGGCUAAAGAUUCAUCAGCUUCCAAUGCAUAUGGAGAUGAUGUUGAGGCAGAAGCAAACGCUUAUUUCCAUCAAAUGUUUUCUAGUCAGUUGAGUGUUGAUGCGAUGGUUCAAAUGCUUUCUCGAUACAAGGACUCUUUAGUUCAAAGGGAAAAAUUAAUUUUUGAAUGCAUGAUCGCUAAUCUGUUUGAAGAAUAUCGUUUUUUCCCCAAGUAUCCUGAGAGACAGCUGAAAAUAGCCUCCAUCCUCUUUGGUUCUGUUAUAAAGCACCAGCUUAUAAGUUCCCUCACUCUGGGGAUGGCCCUGCGUCUAGUCUUGGAUUCUUUGCGUAAACCUGCAGAUUCAAAAAUGUUUCUCUUUGGAAGCAAGGCUCUAGAACAGUUCGUGAACCGUCUGGUUGAAUUGCCUCAAUACUGCAACCAUAUUCUGCAAAUAUCGCAUCUGCGUAGCACUCACCCUGAGUUAGUCACUGUUAUUGAACAAGCACUUUCAAGGAUAUCAUCUGGUAAUUUAGAGUCCGAUGCCUCUGUUUCACACUCUGCUCCCUCGCAGUUUUUCCCUGGAAAUGGCGAGUUGAGUGGUUCUAGCACUGGCCAAUCUGCAUUACAGCAUUCUUCUCCCAUACAGCUUCAACAGCAAAAUGAAGUGCAUAUUGAUGACCGCAGCAAUGUGCCUAGUGUGCCAUCUAAUGACGCAAGGCCACUUCUGCCAUCGUUAUCAACCACUUCGGCUGAUAUUUCUGUCAUUCCAAGGAAUCCUGGCAUUUCAUCGUCUUCUUCAACCUCAUCUGGUCUUGGUCGUCAAACUCGUGGAGCUACUUCGACAAGGUUUGGCUCUGCUUUGAACAUAGAAACCUUGGUUGCAGCUGCUGAAAGAAGAGAAAACGCAAUCGAGACUCCACUGCAGAAUGUUCAGGAUAAAGUUUCUUUCAUAAUCAAUAAUCUCUCUAUAGCAAACAUUGAAUCGAAAGGGAAAGAGUUUGCUGAUAUUUUACCUCAACAGUAUUAUCCUUGGUUUGCACAGUACAUGGUUAUGAAAAGAGCGAGCAUCGAGCAAAAUUUUCAUGAUCUGUACCUGAAGUUCUUGGAUAAAGUUGAUUCGAAGCUGUUAUUUAAGGAGAUACUUCAAAAUACAUAUGAAAAUUGCAAGGUUCUUUUGGGUUCAGAGCUUAUAAAGUCAAGUUCUGAAGAGCGAUCUCUUCUUAAAAAUUUAGGCAGUUGGCUUGGAAAGUUGACCAUUGGAAGGAAUUAUGUUUUAAGGGCGCGAGAAAUAGAUCCAAAAUCCUUGAUUGUGGAGGCAUAUGAAAAAGGGUUGAUGAUUGCGGUCAUUCCAUUUACUUCAAAGGUUCUGGAGCCAUGCCAAAACAGUAUUGCGUAUCAGCCUCCCAAUCCUUGGACGAUGGCUAUACUUGGGUUGCUCGCUGAGAUUUAUUCAAUGCCAAACCUAAAAAUGAAUUUGAAGUUUGACAUAGAGGUUUUAUUCAAGAACCUUGGCGUUGAUAUAAAAGAAGUAGCGCCAACUUCCCUUCUAAAGGACCGGAAGAGAGAAAUAGAUGGGAAUCCUGAUUUUAGUAACAAAGAUCUUAUCUCUCAGCCGCAGAUGAUAUCAGAGCCUAAAACAGUUUCUCCUCUUAAGCAAAUAGACCUACCUCUUGAUGUUGCAAAUUCUCCGAAUACAGACGUUCCCUCGAAGUUAUUAUCACAGUAUGUAGCCCCUCAACGUGUUUAUCCUAAUACUUUGAUGGAAGAGGAAAAAGUGGCAACUCUAGGUUUGUCUGAUCAGCUGCCGUCACCUCAAGGACUGUUCCAGUCAACUCCGUCCCCAUUGUUUUCUAUCAGUCAGCAGUUGUCAGCAGCACUUCCCAACAUUGGAAAUCAUGUUGUUAUUAAUCAGAAGUUGAGCGGUUUUGGUAUGCACUUUCCAUUUCAGAGAGUGGUACCACUUGCCAUGGACAGAGCUAUCAAGGAGAUUGUGUCUGGUAUUGUGCAGCGAAGUGUUUGUAUUGCAUGCCAAACAACAAAAGAACUUGUGCUGAAGGAUUAUGCUAUGGAACCCGAAGAAUCACGUAUUUAUAAUGCAGCUCACUUGAUGGUUGCGAGUUUAGCUGGGAGUUUGGCUCAUGUGACAUGCAAGGAACCCUUGCGUACUUCAAUAUCCGGUCAUCUACGGAAUUCUCUCCAGGGUCUGAAUAUUGCAAAUGAAUCUCUUGAACAAAUUGUGCAACUUGUCACCAAUGACAAUCUUGAUUUGGGUUGUGCGGCUAUUGAACAUGCGGCUACAGAUAAGGCAAUACAAACAAUUGAUGCGGAUAUUGCUCAGCAAUUGUUGUUACGGAGAAAGCACAGAGAUGGUGCUGGAUCCUCCUUUUUUGAUCCAAAUAUGCUAUCGCAGAAUUCCGGUAGUUUUAUUCCCGAAUCCCUCCGUCCAAAACCUGGACACCUCUCUCUGUCUCAGCAGCGAGUUUAUGAGGACUUUGUUCAACAUCCUUGGCAAAAGCAGUCGACCCAGACUUCACACGGUUUAUCUGCUGCAUCAAGCUCAUCUAGCGAUGUUGCACUUGGUAGUGGUUAUGGUCCAGUAUCAGGAAAAGUUGCUUCUGACUUUUUGUCUAGUGCUGGAAAUGCUAGGAUGGAUAUGGUCUCCCGGCCAUCAGAUAUUUCUGUGGAUGGUUUUGAAUCUUCAGUCUCGCUUUUGAGCUCACAAGUUGAUCAAGCUGGUGACUCAGCCAGUCUUCAAUUUGCUAAAUCACUACCAACCUCAGAAUUGAAUCUGGUUGAUCCCUCUGACGCUGUUAUGAAAGAAAUUGGAACGUCACUGCAGACAUUGACUUCAGCUGCUACCAUGGAACGAGUUGGUGGAAAUAAUAUUACACAGCCUUCUCUGUCCACGAGAGAUGCACUGGAUAAGUAUCAGAUUGUUACUCAGAAGAUGGAGGAACUAGUGGCUAAUAAUGCAGGAGAUGAUGAAAUUCAGGCCGUAGUUUCUGAAGUUCCUGAAAUUAUCCUCAGAUGUAUAAGCAGAGAUGAAGCCGCUUUUGCUGUCGCUCAAAAAGCUUUCAAGGCUCUUUAUGAGAAUGCAUCAAUUAACCUUCACGUCAGUGCUAACCUAGCAAUACUUGUUGCUAUUCGUGAUGUUUGCAAGCGUGUCGUUAAAGAGCUCACUAGUUGGGUAAUUUAUUCAGAGGAGGAGAGGAAGCUUAACAAAGACAUUACUAUUGGUCUUAUUCAACGCGAGUUGCUCAGCCUAGCGGAGUACAAUGUCCACAUGGCGAAGCAUCUUGAUGGAGGGAGAAACAAGAGCGCAACUGACUUUGCUAUUUCUCUACUCCAAUCCNUUAACCUUCACGUCAGUGCUAACCUAGCAAUACUUGUUGCUAUUCGUGAUGUUUGCAAGCGUGUCGUUAAAGAGCUCACUAGUUGGGUAAUUUAUUCAGAGGAGGAGAGGAAGCUUAACAAAGACAUUACUAUUGGUCUUAUUCAACGCGAGUUGCUCAGCCUAGCGGAGUACAAUGUCCACAUGGCGAAGCAUCUUGAUGGAGGGAGAAACAAGAGCGCAACUGACUUUGCUAUUUCUCUACUCCAAUCCUUGGUCACUGAAGAGUCCAGUGUCAUUUCAGAGCUCCACAGUCUUGUUGAUGCGCUGGCAAAGCUUGCCUCAAAAUCCGGAUCUCCUGAGUCGUUGCAACAGUUAAUUGACAUCAUACGAAAUCCAGUUACUAACUCAGCUGGCCUCUCUGAUAGUGCAACCGGAAAUGAGUACAAUGAUAGGCAAAAGGAUGAAAAGGUUGCGUGCAAUACCACUUCUAACACAGAUGUGAAUACCAGCUUGGAAUAUGUGGAAUCAGAUCCUGCGGGCUUCCGGGAUCGGGUGUCCACGCUUUUUGAAAGCUGGUAUCAAAUCUGCGAACUUCCGGGUGCAAAUGAAACUGCUUGUUCACAAUAUGUCUUUCACUUGCAUCAGACUGGAUUACUCAAGGGAGAUGAUACGACAGAGAGUUUUUUCCGAACUCUUCUGGAAAUUUCUGUUGCUCAUUGUAUAUCUUCUGAAGAUAUAAGUUCUGGUGCUGUGCAAUCUCCUCAGCAAGCUCAGAGUCCAUCAUUCCUCGCCAUCGAUAUGUAUGCAAAGCUUGUUUUUUCGAUCUUGAAGUAUUUCCCUGAGCAGGAGUCCAGCAGCAAGUUAUUUCUUCUUUCGGAGAUCAUGGCUGUCACUGUGAGAUGUAUACAAAAGGACGCAGAAGAUAAAAAGACAUCACUCAAUCCAAAACCAUAUUUUCGAUUGUUCAUCAACUGGCUGCUGGACUUAUGUUCCUUGGAUCCUGGGACUGAUGGUGCAAACUUUCAGGUUCUCACAGCUUUUGCCAACACAUUCCACGCGUUGCAGCCUCUUAAGAUUCCUGCUUUCAGCUUUGCAUGGCUAGAGCUUGUCAGCCACAGAAGCUUCAUGCCCAAAUUACUUACAGUAAAUGGCCAGAAGGGUUGGCCAUAUGUUCAACGCCUGCUGGUGGACUUGCUCCAGUUCCUUGAGCCAUUUUUAAGAAAUGCUGAACUCGGAGGACCAGUUCAUUUCCUAUACAAAGGGACAUUGAGAGUGUUGCUGGUGCUGCUUCAUGACUUCCCAGAAUUUCUCUGUGAUUAUCAUUUUACUUUCUGUGAUGUGAUUCCUUCAAGUUGCAUACAAAUGCGGAAUAUUAUUCUCAGUUCUUUUCCACGGAACAUGAGGCUUCCAGAUCCUUCUACUCCAAACUUAAAGAUUGAUUUGUUGCCUGAGAUUGUAGAAGCUCCCUGUAUCCUUUCCGAGGUUGAUGCUGCGCUAAAAGGAAAGCAAAUGAAAAAUGACGUGGAUGAGUAUCUUAUGUCGAGGCAACAGAAUUCAACUUUCCUUAGUGAGCUGAAACAGAAGUUACUUCUCUCGUCAAGCGAGGCUACUUCAGCUGGAACACGUUACAGUGUACCAUUGAUCAACUCGCUUGUGCUAUAUACUGGAAUGCAGGCUAUUCAGCAGCUACAGGCGGGUGAGACACAGGCUCAAAAUGUUGUGGCCUUACAGAUGUUUAAGUAUUUAAGUAUGGAACUUGAUACGGAAGGACGUUAUCUGUUCCUUAAUGCCAUUGCCAACCAGCUUCGAUAUCCCAACAACCACACACAUUACUUUUCCUUCAUCAUGCUCUAUCUCUUCUUCGAAUCUGACCAGGAGAUCAUACAGGAACAAAUAACAAGAGUGCUGUUGGAAAGGCUCAUUGUGAACCGGCCACAUCCAUGGGGCCUCCUAAUCACAUUCAUUGAGCUCAUCAAGAAUCCAAGAUAUGGCUUCUGGAAACAGGCCUUCAUUAGGUGUGCGCCUGAGAUUGAGAAACUCUUUGAAUCUGUAGCCAGAUCCUGUGGUGGCCUCAAGCCUGUUGACGAGGGAAUGGUCUCUGGUUGGGUCUCAGACAAUUCUCAUUAGCCCUGCCUUUAAACUUGUAUAUGUGUAUGCGUAUUUUGACUUUCUGUUGUAACAAUAUAGGAGAGAUUUUAGGAGUCUAGUUUUUCCUUGAUCAUCAAAAUUCAUAAAUUUUCCUGAUUACAAGAAAAAGAAUGGAUUUUGCUGUCUUGCUCUUAAGGUGGCUUUCGAAA